AGUCGGCGCAUUGAGGAUCGAGAAGGCAAAGAGAGCCAAGCCGAAGCUCGAAGGCAGAGAGGAGCUAGAGAGUGCCGAAGGCAGACUGGAGGAGCGAGAGACCUAACUGAGGAGAGCCCGCGGUGGAGCAGGAGAGUGGCGCGGCGUGUUGGCGGUACGGGUUGCUGAGAGCUGUUUGCCGAUUCGUUGACUCGCCGGGACGGUCGGUCGCGGUCCGAGGGCUCACGGCUCCCGGUCUCAGUACGUCUCGUGACCGCGAGCCAAGGGGAUGGACGUUGCGUUUCGGCGGCUCUACGUCCCGUGAUCCAUCGAUCGAGAUCGGCCCGGCAUCCUCUCGCGGCCGAACCGGGGACCGCUGUCGCGCGCGAUGCCACCACGCGAGGCCGGAACAACCGUCAGACAUCUCGUGGCCGUUCCUCCUCCGCGGUGAGACAAGAAGAAGAAGGAACCCUUUUCGGUAACCUCGUUCGGUGCGGAAGAUCGUCGGAAGUUUCGCGAGUGUUUUGAUACGACGAGAUGGGCAGUGAAGCGAACGCGGAGACCGCUGGUACCAACGCCGUGGAUUCGGACGAGUCCGAUAGCUGGGAGAAGUUCUUCGGGUCGAGCACGGACCUGGUGCCCCAGAUGCUGGGUAUGUUCGACGAGCUAGCGCGUCGCGGAAAUGGCUACAACGAGCACGUGGUCUUUCCCACGGUGCUGCAGAAGCGGCUGAGCCUGGUGUCCCAUCGAGGGUCCGUGUUCUGUCAGGGCCAGUUCUGUCCGGACGCGACCGUAUCCCGGCAGGAGGACCCCGCGAUGACCCUGGAGGAGAGGUCUGACAGCCGGGUGGAAGCGAUCGCGGCGGAGCCGGAGCCGGAGCCCGAGACCGAGGUCCGGAAGGACCGGGUCGUCUACGACCCCCUGGAGAGCAGUCGGCAGGAGAAUCGAUCCGAUCGCGCGAUCGAGGAGAAGCACUAUCGGCGGGAGAGCAACGGCCUGACGCCGCUCAGGUACAAUCGAAGAUGCAGGAACGCUGCUCGUCCUCUGUCGGGAAGCUCCGUGGCGUCCAGCACGUCCUCCAGCGGAUGCAGCAACCAGGGGAACACCUGCAACGCGAACCCUUAUUUGGCGUCCGUCGAGUCUCUGGCCGACACUUGCGCCAGCUCCCAAGGUUCCGGGGACAGCGGCGUGGUCACCGUCUCGGAAUCGAACUGUCGCAUCGGCAACGAUGGCAGCGGCCAGAGGAGGAACAGCGCGGAGGAGGACCCACCUUUCUACAGGCCACGGUACUGCGACUCCCAUCGGAACCCCAUGGAAAGAGUGCUCCUCGAGAUAGUCGACACCGAAGCGAUCUACGUCGAACACCUGCGACAGAUCAUCCAAGGUUACCUUAUAUUUUGGAGAAACGAUCCGGCAUCGUUUGCCCAUCGAAUGCAACUAGGCGACUUAUUUAGCAAUAUCGAGGAUAUUUUCGAGUUCAACAGUCAGUUCCUUCAAGAAAUCGAGAAGUGCGGCUUGGACCCUGUUUGCAUGGCAAACACAUUUAUCAAGCACAACUCAGGAUUCAAGGUGUACACAGAGUACUGCACCAAUUACCCGAGGACGGUUUCCGUGUUGACCGAUCUGAUGAGCCAAGAAGAAGCUGCGAACGCGUUUCGGGAAAGGCAAGCGGCUUUGAGACACGCGCUGCCGCUCGGAUCUUUUCUUCUUAAGCCGGUCCAGAGGAUCCUGAAGUACCAUUUACUCUUAGAGAACCUGUCGAAGGAGUACGGGGCAGACUACGAUUCGAGAGAGGACGAGGCUGAAGGUAGGAAGGCGAUCGAGGCGGCGUUGGACGCGAUGACUGGCAUCGCGAAGCACAUAAACGCGAUGAAACGACGACACGAGCACGCUGUGCGUGUUCAAGAGAUCCAGUCCCUUCUGUACGGCUGGCCUGGUCCAGAUUUAACCACCAGCGGUGAGCUGGUGGCGGAAGGGCGAUUCAGAAUGCGAGGGGCGAAAGCCCCUCGGCACGCCUUUUUGUUCGAUCGUAUGCUUCUUCUCACCAAGAAGAAAGAAGAUGGACUUCUAGUCUACAAGGCUCACAUUAUGUGUUCCAACCUGAUGCUCAUCGAAAGCAUACCGGGAGAACCGCUUAGCUUCCACGUGAUUCCGUUUGAUAAUCCUCGACUGCAGUAUACUUUGCAGGCGAGGAACUUGGAGCAGAAAAGAGAAUGGACGCUGCAGAUAAAGAGGGUGAUUCUUGAGAACUAUAACGCAGUGAUACCUUCCCACGCGAGGCAGUUGGUCUUGCAGCUCGGCCAGACACAACCAGAGGAUGACGCUCUGGCAGAUAGAGGAUCAGCCAAGAAGCAAUACUCCGCGCCGCCAGAGUACUUAGAGAAGCGGAAGCAGGAACGAGAGAGGCGGCGCUCGGAGACCGGGCUUAGGCAGAAAUUCAAGAAGAAUGGCAGAAAGUCUGAGACUACAACCGAGGAUUCUCCAGCAUCGACGAGAAAGAACCAGAACGAGGAAUCGAGCAUCGCGGACUCCAGGGAUCAGGGUCUCAGAGUCUCCGACGGGCUGGGAUCAAAAGUGAAGGAUCGCUUCACCGGAUGGAGAAGGAAGUCGGAACCCGGCUUCCAGUCGUACGUGUGCCUGAACCAAUCGGACGAGGAGCAGAAGGACUUGGUCGACGCGGGUUCGACGACCAUCGAACCGAAGAUCGCCGAGAACGAUCAGCGCCCGUUGAAUUCCCCUGCGCCGGAAACCAAAGAGAACACCGAACAACAGACCCAGGCGCAAACGGUGGAGGAGAUAGUCGGCCACAUCCUGAUGCAGAACCAAGAGUUCCAGAAACUGUUGGAGAAACAGCGCACGAACAGCAUCCUGAACGUCAGGCGUCUCAAGAAGCACUUGUCCGCGGACACGUCGGACGACAGCGAUUCCGAGAACACGAAUUACAUCGUGGAAAGCACGAACAACAGGAUGACGCGGCUGAAAGCGGUGCAAAGGGACCGGCUAGUCAGGACGAACAACACUUGGAACGCUUUGUCGUCCGCGAGGGAUCGUCAACCGAUGCAGUUGCAGUUGCUCUACGACAAUCUGAACAAGGCGGAGAACAAGCUGAACGACGCCGGCCUGAAGAACAAAAUGAACCGCGUGCAAGAGAAGAAAGCGCUGUUCGAGGCGUUCAAGAGGCAGAGCAUCGUCACCGAGAGCAAGGUGAUCAAGACCGCUUUGAGGAUACGGGAGAACUCGACGUCCAGAAGCGAGGAUCCUGUCCCGGUUGCAAACCGGGCAGAAAUUGCUAAGGAGAGCGAGAAGGUGAACGGGGAUUCCUGCGAUCGCGAGGACGUCGUGGAAGACACCGGCAAAGGGUUUGGCAACUACGACAAUCUGCAACACGUCUGGGAAGGCCUCCGCGAAGACAAGGACUUGGAGAACAACGAGAGCCCGACCAGGCCGGCCGUGUGGCUGACGAAACGCUGCGAAGGGCUGCCCACGUCCCCUCAGAAGUGCGGUUCAUUGCCGCGCAGCUUUCAGAUCAAUCCGAAUUCGAACCAAAAUGUAACCAAAUCCCGAUUCCUCCAGAGGGACGGCAAACCCAUGAGCGAGCGACCGUUCACCAUAGCCUCCGACAAACCCGCGGAAAUCAAUCUGGAGGACAUGGAGAGGUACGCUUCGUCGUGUCAGCCUCAGGGCCGGAUCGCCAAGUUCCCCACGUCCGUCUCAACUUCCACGUCGACCUUCUUAUGCUCCCUGGACGACACCUUGACCGACGCCUACUCGGAGAUCCACAUGUCCUCGUCUACGACCACGAACAUCCACCCGGACCACAAGAUCUACAGGGCGAACACCAGCGGCAGCUCCACCAUCUUCAAGAACGUGCUGUCGAAGGCUGGCAGCCGGCUUCAGGGGCUGAGGAACACCAUGAGCACGGAGACCCUGGAGUGCAGCGAGGAGCUGGAACGGACGAAGUACUUCCGCUCGUUGAGCACGGGUAAAUUGAAGAAGAAGGGCAAGCUGAAGCACGCCAGAGAGGCGUCCUCGGACGUCGAAGAGCUCGUAGGCUGUGCCGCCAAAGGAUCGUCCGAUUCCCGAGUCUCGUCGCUGUAUUACAAGCAAGGUAGCUCCUGUUUGGGUGCUCGAAUCGCUCAGUCCGACUACGCGGAUCCUUCUAUACUGUUUCUGGAGAGUAAACGACUGCAACCGUCGACCUUGAAGAGUCAGACCAAGGAGAAGGAGGAGAAGGACGACGAGGAGAGCGUGGAGAACAGAGAGAGCGAGACGGAUAGCUUCUACGAGCGGUCGUUCGAGACGAUAGAGAACUACGUGGACGCGGACGUCGACGACGCGUUUAGGGACAGUGCAAUAUUUAGCGACAUCGAGGAGGUCCUGGUGGCCAGACCGUUCUCGGGGCACGAGGACGUGGCCAUGAAGAGCAAAAUAGCGCCUCCGGUUCCUGCGAAGAGGAAGACGGACAGUUCUACGUUGGUAGGGAGCCGAGAGACGUUCAAUGUGACCGCGAAGUGCAAACCGAACGUCGCCCAAAAGCCAGACUAUUUGAAAGCGAAGCCCGCGGUCAAGGGUCAGGACCUCGACUACGCGAAGUCCUCUUUGCCCGAAAGUGGCGGAUACUUUAACAACGGUCUACACGCUAGUUGUAAAGGGACCGGGGAGGACAGGGACGACGUGUCCGCGGGCCAGAGCCAGGCGGGUUGGGUCAGGAAGAUCGUGGGUCAGUUGCAGGGUCACGUUGAAACAUAAUUUAUACCAAUGAAUGUGUACAAACCCCGCCGCGUGGGGAACUCGACACAAAUUUCACGUUUUUUCCACGUUCUUAACCCUUUUGACAUUGACGGAUGUUUUCUGGUUACAAGUUCUGUGAGUUUUUCGAUUGGAGGGGGGGCGAUAGGGGUAAGGAAAGUUGCAGGAUAGGAUAUCUUGAAAGGGUUAAGAGAUCCAUGUCCACAGAUCAAUAAUACUCUCGCCGGUGGUGUGGAUGAAUUAGGAAAUUUGCGAGAAAGAUCGAAAAAAAAGUACAAUGUGUGAGAUUACAUUUUAUUGCGACGUCGGUGAAAACAGAUCGAAGACGAUUUAGUAAUUUAACGAGGGCGAGUCCUUUGAGAGCGAACGAGUAACAUUGAUCUAAACGACAGUCGGACGCUGUAUUGGAAAGCAUAAUAUGUACAUGUGUAGGUUACGUUUCUUCUUUUUUUUUAUAUUAAAUCUUUCAUCUUUUCCUCUAAUAAUAUCGUUUCGUUCUUUUUUACGUUUACGAAUGAUACAACCGCAACUGUAUCGAAUUGAUCCGACAGCGGAAAAGAGACGAUCGUGCAGUCGUCAUGUACACAUUACGUUUCCCUUUAUGCUACUUGUGCCUUAACGCCGACCACUUCUCUUCUCGCAAACGCGAUGGUUCCGGCGUUCACAAACCGCCCGUCGCACUGUGUACUGUAGAACAUCGAAACGAAUACUGCCGUACGAUUUGUCGUGUCACGCGAACCCUAGAGCGGUAAUUAGAAGAAAAUGAUUUACGAGCGAUAAUUCUCGUCUAACGUUAUAUCUCGUAUUUAAUCACUGUCGUACGGAAAAUUUUAUGCGAACAAUACAGGGUAAUUGAUGAACGCAAAUCGUAAUGUUGAUCUCGCGUAGAAAUUUAAAUAUAUCGUUGCAUGGUUUGUUGUCAAAUCUCCAGGAGUGACAGGGAGAGUAGGAGGAGAAGGAGGAGGAGUUGUUACACUGAGAAUUCUAAUCACCCUGUAUCGCGUUUGUUAGUCGGAUCUGUAUCGACUGAAUAACUGUAAGCGUCGACGAACAUUCGAUUAAUUCGUUAGGACUUGAACGAUCGUAUUAUCUUCUCCGAACAAUAAAUGUAGGCUCGUUUAGGCGACGAAAAAACUGAAAUACAUGCGGAACCGUUAUUUUUUAUUUAUUCAAGAAACCUAACUGAGUUCGUCGCGUCCCGCGAGUUUAGUUGUUCCCGAUAAAUCAAACGGAUUAUCAUCAGUAUUCAUUUUGUUUGUUAUUCGUAUUUCCAAUUAAAAUUAUACGAUUUA
Messenger RNA from Megalopta genalis, 6020 nucleotides. RefSeq names its product Guanine nucleotide exchange factor in mesoderm (gene GEFmeso). The record is from RefSeq and is a predicted model, not a curated record. Lineage: Eukaryota; Metazoa; Arthropoda; Insecta; Hymenoptera; Halictidae. Gene Ontology annotation, molecular function: guanyl-nucleotide exchange factor activity; small GTPase binding.